Messenger RNA from Cheilinus undulatus (humphead wrasse), 8420 nucleotides. It is a transcript of the gene sptbn2, whose product is annotated as spectrin beta chain, non-erythrocytic 1. Gene Ontology annotation, cellular component: plasma membrane; cortical actin cytoskeleton; spectrin. The transcript is spliced from 40 exons. Gene Ontology annotation, molecular function: structural constituent of cytoskeleton; phospholipid binding; actin filament binding. NCBI's taxonomy places the organism in Eukaryota, Metazoa, Chordata, Actinopteri, Labriformes, Labridae. Gene Ontology annotation, biological process: actin cytoskeleton organization. The coding region runs from base 488 to 7624 and encodes 2378 amino acids. The record is from RefSeq and is a predicted model, not a curated record.
UUUCUUCUCCCUGUUGAACGGGGGUAACGCUACGGGGAGCGGGAGUGAGCGAGGUACACGGACGGCCCUUCGGAUGCACGGCCGCGAGGGGAACAAGAAGCUGCUGCGGAUAUCCGUCUCAUACCUGCCUUGAAACUGGGCUCUUCUCUUCGGCUAUUUUUUUUCCUCUUCUUACCCGCUGAACGUUUUGAAUGAAAGCUAGAUAGAGCAAACUGGUUUCGUAACGCGCUGCACCGGUAUCAGCGCGGAGGAAAAGAUAUUUUUCGAGGAUGCGGAUUUAACGGAGAGACGUGAUGAGUGUCACCUGGGAUUUUUAACCGUUAAAAUUUGAAUUAGCUUAGGCGCAAGCGUCGUUAGCAACGGAAGAUACCUUUCAUGUCUGCCGAAAUAUCGCUCAAUAUAACGACGCUAUAUCAAUAAAAGCUACAGCCUCUGCUACAGGAGACGAAAUAACGGGUUGAAUGUGUUUGCCUCCAGCCUUGACACCAUGAGCACCAUCUCGCCGACGGACUUUGACAGCUUGGAGAUUCAGCAGCAGUACAAUGACAUCAACAACCGCUGGGACCUGGCAGCAGAGACUGACUGGGAUAAUGAGAACAGUUCAGCACGCCUCUUUGAACGCUCACGCAUCAAAGCUCUGGCAGAUGAGCGUGAAGCAGUACAGAAGAAGACCUUUACCAAAUGGGUGAACUCUCACUUGGGCAGAGUGACCUGUCGCAUCGGUGACUUGUACACAGACUUACGCGAUGGCCGUAUGCUUAUCCGCCUUCUGGAAGUGCUCUCAGGAGAACAGCUGCCAAAGCCCACAAAGGGCCGCAUGCGUAUCCAUUGCCUGGAGAAUGUCGACAAAGCCCUGCAGUUCCUCAAAGAGCAGAAAGUCCAUCUAGAAAACAUGGGCUCACAUGAUAUUGUGGAUGGAAAUCACCGUCUCACUCUGGGUCUCAUCUGGACCAUCAUCCUUCGUUUCCAGAUCCAAGACAUCAGUGUGGAGACAGAAGACAACAAGGAGAAGAAAUCAGCAAAAGAUGCCCUCCUGCUUUGGUGCCAAAUGAAAACUGCUGGAUACCCCAAUGUCAACAUUCACAACUUCACCACCAGCUGGAGAGAUGGACUGGCGUUCAAUGCCAUCGUACACAAACACAGACCCGACUUGAUUGAGUUUGACAACCUGAAGAGGUCCAAUGCUCACUACAAUCUCCAGAAUGCUUUCAAUGUGGCUGAGAAGGAGCUGGGGCUUACCAAGCUGCUGGACCCAGAAGAUGUUAAUGUUGACCAGCCUGAUGAAAAGUCCAUCAUUACCUAUGUGGCCACCUACUACCAUUACUUCUCCAAGAUGAAAGCCCUGGCAGUGGAGGGCAAACGUAUUGGCAAGGUUCUUGACUACGCUAUCGAAGCAGACCAACUAAUAGACAAGUAUGAGACCCUGGCCUCUGAGCUGCUGCAGUGGAUUGAACAGACUAUAGUGACGCUCAAUGAUCGGCAGCUAGCUAACUCUCUGAGUGCUGUGCAGAACCAACUUCAGGCUUUCAACUCCUAUCGGACUGUGGAGAAACCUCCCAAAUUUACAGAGAAAGGAAAUUUGGAGGUUCUCCUCUUUACCAUCCAGAGCAAAAUGAGAGCAAACAAUCAGAAAGUCUACAUGCCAAGAGAAGGCAAACUAAUCUCUGACAUUAAUAAGGCAUGGGAGCGACUUGAAAAGGCAGAGCAUGAACGAGAGCUGGCACUAAGAAAUGAGCUGAUUCGUCAGGAGAAGCUAGAGAUGCUAGCUGCACGUUUUGAUCGCAAGGCUGCAAUGAGGGAGACAUGGCUGAGUGAGAACCAAAGGCUGGUGUCCCAGGACAACUUUGGAACUGACCUGGGUGCUGUUGAAGCUGCUACACGUAAACAUGAAGCUAUCGAGACGGACAUUGGGGCGUACUGGGAGCGUGUGGCUGCUGUGGAGGCCGUUGCCAAAGAGCUGGAGGCAGAGGGGUACCAUGACGUGCGACGAAUACUUGCAAGAAGGGAUAAUGUGCUUCGACUCUGGGAAUACCUCAAAGAACUUCUAGCUGCACGCAGAGAGCGUCUGAAUGCUCAUCGUGACCUACAGAGACUGUUCCAGGAGAUGCGUUACAUCAUGGACUGGAUGGCAGACAUGAAGAGUCGUCUGCAGUCUCCAGACAGUGGCAAACAUUUGCAUGACGUGUUAGACCUCCUGCAGAAGCACACUCUUGUAGAGGCUGAUAUUUCAGCACAGGCAGAGAGGAUCAAGGGAGUGCAGGCAGCUGCACAGCGCUUUACGUCCUAUGAACAAGCCUACAAACCAUGUGAGCCAGGACUUGUUAGUGAAAAGGUUGAGCAGCUGGGUCAGGCCUAUGAGGAGCUUGGUCAUCUUGCCGCCAAACGCAGAGAGCGCCUGGAAGACUCCCGGCGACUGUGGCAGUUUAUGUGGGAUCUCGGGGAGGAAGCAGCAUGGAUCAGAGAACAGGAGCAGAUCCUGGCAAGCGGAGACUGUGGUCGUGAUCUCACCUCUGCACUUCACCUGCUCAGCAAACAUGAAGCUUUCAGAGAUGAGAUGGCAGCUCGCUAUGGUCCCCUGAGUAACAGCAUUGCUGUUGGAGAAGCUUUGGUAAAGGAGGGACACUUUGGAGCACCAGAGGUCACUGAGAGAAUCAAAGACAUCCGUGCACAAUGGGCACAUUUGGAGGAGACAACUAAGCUCAGAGAGCAAAAUCUUAAGGAAGCAGUUGCCCUGCACCAAUUCCAGACAGAUGCCAAUGACAUGGAGGCAUGGAUCAUGGAGACUCUUCGACAGGUGUCCAGUCAGGAGGUGGGCCAUGAUGAGUUCUCCACCCAGACCCUGGCAAGAAAACAGAGAGAGAUCGAGGAGGAGAUCCAGAGCCACCACCCACUCAUCGACUCCCUGCAUGAGCAGGCCCAAGCACUGCCACAGGCCUAUGUACAUUUCCCUGAGGUGGAGGGUCGCCUACCUGCCAUUGAGCAGCGCUAUGAAGAGCUGGAGUCCCUGUCUGCAGCUCGCCGCCAGGCUCUGGAAGGUGCCCUGGCCCUCUACCGCAUGUUCAGUGAAGCUGGUGCCUGCCAGUUGUGGGUGGAGGAGAAAGAACAGUGGCUAUACGGCAUGGAGAUACCCACCAAACUGGAGGAUCUCGAGGUGGUGCAGCAGAGGUUUGAGACACUGGAGCCUGAGAUGAACAACAUCAGCACCCGUGUCACUGAUGUGAACCAGGUAGCCCAGCAGCUGUUGAGCUCUGACAACUGCAACAAAGACCAAAUCAACCAGACACGAGACCAGCUGAAUAACAGAUGGAAGGAGUUUGAAAAGCUGGCUGGUCAGAAGAAACAAAGCCUUGAGUCAGCCCUUAAUAUCCAGAAUUACCAUCUGGAGUGUAAUGAGAUCCAAACCUGGAUGAAGGAAAAGACGAAGGUGAUUGAGUCCACUCAGGGCCUGGGCAAUGACCUUGCUGGAGUAAUGGCUCUGCAGCGCAAACUCACUGGCAUGGAGAGGGACCUGGAGGCCAUUCAGGGCAAAUUGGAUGACCUGAGAAAAGAAGCAGAGAAGCUAGCCAAGGAACAUCCAGAACAGGCUGCAGAGAUCCAGGGACGUCUGGCAGAGAUUCAAGAGGUGUGGGAGGAGUUGAACGCCACCAUGAAGCGGCGUGAGGAGUCACUAGGUGAAGCAAGCAAGCUGCAGGGCUUCCUCAGGGAUCUGGAUGACUUCCAGUCGUGGCUCUCUCGCACCCAGACAGCUGUGGCCUCAGAAGACAUUCCCACCUCUCUGCCUGAGGCCGAGAGUCUGCUCGCCCAACACGAGAGCAUCAAGAACGAGGUGGAUAACUAUAAGGAGGACUAUGAGAAGAUGCGGGCAGUCGGUGAGGAGGUGACGCAAGGUCAGACAGAUGCCCAGCACAUGUUCCUGGCCCAGAGGCUCCAGGCCCUGGACACAGGCUGGCACGAGCUGCGACGCAUGUGGGAGAACCGCCACAGCCUGUUGGCCCAGGCCUUCGACUUCCAGACUUUCUUGAGAGAUGCAAAGCAGGCAGAAGCUUUCCUCAACAGCCAGGAGUACGUGCUGUCCCACACAGAGAUGCCUACCAGCCUGCAGGGAGCAGAGGAGGCCAUCAAGAAGCACGAAGAUUUCCUCACAACCACAGAGGCCAGCGAGGAGAAGAUAACUGGUGUGGUGGAAGCUGGACGGCGCCUCAUUAAUGACUCGAAUGCAAACUCUGAUAAGAUCCAGGAAAAAGUUGACUCCAUCCAGGAAAGGCAUCUCAAGAAUAAAAAAGCUGCAAAUGAAUUACUGGCAAAGCUUAAGGAUAACCGUGAACUUCAACACUUCCUCCAAGAUGGACAGGAGCUCACAUUAUGGAUCAAUGAGAAGAUGCUAACUGCUCAGGACAUGUCUUAUGAUGAGGCCAGAAAUCUUCACAGCAAGUGGCAGAAACAUCAGGCCUUUAUGGCAGAGCUGGCCUCAAACAAAGACUGGCUGGACAAAAUUGAUAAGGAGGGUCAGGCACUGGUGGCUGAGAAGCCUGAACUCAAACCAGUGGUUCAGCAGACCCUUGAGGACCUACAGCGUCAGUGGGAAGAGCUAGAGGGCACCACCCGCACCAAGGCCCAGUGUUUGUUUGAUGCUAACCGGGCUGAGCUCUUCACACAGAGUUGCUCCGCUCUGGAUGUCUGGCUGAAAAACCUGGAGGGUCAGCUGCAAAGUGAUGACUACGGCAAAGAUUUGACCAGUGUCAACAUUCUGCUUAAGAAGCAUCAGAUGUUGGAGCAUCAGAUGGAGGUCAGAGAGAAGGAGGUGCAGUCCCUUCAGUCUCAGGCUCUGGCCCUGACCCAGGAGGAUGCAGGACUGGCUGAGGUGGAUGGCCAGCAAAGACGGGUCACUGACAACUUCUCCGGGCUUCAGGAACCUCUCAAAAUGAGGAGACAGCGACUCCUAGCUUCUAAAGAAGCCCAUCAAUUCAACAGAGAUCUGGAGGAUGAAAUUCUUUGGGUGAAAGAGAGGAUGCCUCUUGCGACCUCAACGGAUCAUGGAAAAGACCUGCCAACCGUUCAGCUUCUAAUUAAGAAGAACCAGACAUUGCAGAAAGAGAUCCAGGGCCACCAGCCUCGCAUUGAUGACAUCCAUAGACGAGGCAAGACUCAGAGCCAGGUAGACGGUGAGAGGCAGUCUGUUCUGGAGGAGCGGCUUGUUGAACUAAGACACCUCUGGGAUCAACUGAUUGCAGAGACAGACAAGCGUCACACCCGUCUUAUAGAAGCCAACCGCGCCCAGCAGUUUUAUGCUGAUGCAGCAGAGGCAGAGGCCUGGAUGGGAGAGCAAGAGCUCCACAUGAUGUCAGAGGAAAAAGCUAAGGAUGAGCAAAGCGCACUAGUGAUGGUCAAGAAGCACCAGACGCUGGAACAGGCACUUGAAGAUUAUGCACAAACUAUUCACCAGCUGGCAAACAGCAGCCGCCUCAUGGUCACCAGUGAACACCCAGAGAGUGAGAGGAUAACCCUACGCCAGGCCCAGGUUGACAAGCUUUAUGCAGGGUUGAAAGAUCUCGCUGAGGAGCGCCGUGGGCGGCUUCAGGAGAGACUGCGGCUGACCCAGCUAAAGCGGGAGGUGGAUGACCUUGAACAGUGGAUAGCAGAGAGGGAGGUGGUUGCUGGCUCCCAUGAACUAGGACAGGACUACGAACAUGUCACUAUGCUGAGGGACAAGUUCCGGGAGUUUGCCCGUGACACCAGCACCAUUGGCCAGGAGCGUGUGGAUGGUGUCAAUGGACUGGCAGAUGACCUGAUUGAGUCGGGUCAUCCUGAGAAUGCCAGUGUGGCUGAGUGGAAGGACGGGUUAAAUGACGCCUGGGCUGAUCUGCUGGAGCUGAUUGACACACGCACACAAAUGUUAGCAGCCUCAUAUGAGCUGCACCGAUUCCAUCAGGAUGCCAUGGAGGUGCUUGGACGUGUUAAGGAGAAGAGAGAGGGGCUGCCCUCUGACCUGGGGCGUGAUCUCAACACUGUUCAGCAUCUACACAGACAACACAACACAUUUGAAAAUGACAUCCAGGCGCUCAGUGGACAGGUGAACCAGGUACAAGAUGACGCAGCACGCCUGCAGAAAGCUUAUGCUGGGGAGAAAGCUGAUGACAUUCACAGGAGUGAGCAUGCUGUCACCUCUGCCUGGGAGGGUCUGCUGGAGGCUGGUCAGGCCCGCAGGCUCCUCCUGCUGGACACCGUGGAGAAGUUCCGGUUCUUCAACAUGGUGCGAGACCUCAUGCUCUGGAUGGACGGUAUCAACCUGCAGAUUGAUGCACACGACAGCCCCAGGGAUGUUUCUUCUGCAGGGUUGGUCAUUAACAAUCAUCAAGACAUCAAGUCAGAGAUUGAGACCAGAGCAGAUAACUUUACUGCCUGCAAUGAGAUGGGAAAUACUCUCAUCAACAAUAAUCACUAUGCAGCUGAUGAGAUCCGGGAGAAACUGGCUCAACUCCAAGAAAAGAGAGACAGGAUUAACAAAAAGUGGCAAGACAAGAUGGACCAUUUACAGAUUGUGUUGGAAGUGUUGCAGUUUGGACGUGAUGCCUAUGUGGCAGAGUCCUGGUUAGCAGGCCAGGAACCUUUGGUGCGAGCAGCAGAGCUGGGUACAAACGUUGACGAGGUAGAGAGCUUAAUUAAGCGCCAUGAGGCCUUUGAGAAACUUGCAGCAGCCUGGGACGAUCGCUUUGUGCUGCUGGAGAAACUCACUACACUUGAGGAGCAGGAAAUCCAGAGGAGACGAGAAGAGGAGGAGAGAGCACGGCGACCCCCAACACCGCCCCCAGCUGAAGAAGUCGCACAGUCCGAAACAGAGAGUCAUAUACACGAUUCUGCUGCCAGAACUAGUCUGGACCAGACCACGCUCAAUCAGUCGGUGUCAGUGAAUGGAGUUCACAGCGACAACGACACAUCUCAGUCGUUAUCGCUAUCGUUGUCAGUGGGAAAGAAAUCAGAGCCUAAACGUGUGUGUAAGCCAAAGCAGCCGGAGCGAGGCUCAGAGUCCGAGUCAGUGAACGGACCAGGCAGGGACAGCGGGCUGGCUUCUUCUCGCCUUGAGCCGUCCGCCACUUUACCGAGCAGGGGUGGAGCAGAGUCAGAGCCAGAAACUAUGGAGGGAAUGCUCUGUCGAAAACAGGAGAUGGAGUCUCACAGCAAAAAGGCAGCUACCAGGUCUUGGCAGAACGUAUACUGUGUCUUAAGGAAAGGAAGUCUUGGUUUCUACAAAGACAACAAGAGCGCAAGCAACGGCAUUCCAUACCACGGAGAGGUACCCAUCAGCCUUGGGGAGGCUGUGUGUGAGGUCGCCCAUGACUACAAGAAGAGGAAACACGUAUUCAAGCUCAGGCUAGGAGAUGGAAAGGAGUACUUGUUCCAAGCAAAGGAUGAGGCGGAAAUGAGCUCCUGGAUCCGCUCCAUACAGGGUUCCAUUCCAGCAGGAGCAGGAGACUCGCCCGGAGGUCCCCGGGCACUCAGCCGUGCCAUGACGAUGCCCCCCAUCUCCCCCAGCUCAGGCGACGCAGGAGGCGUCACCAUGCGCAACAAAGAUGGAAAAGAGAAGGAUCGAGAGAAGAGGUUCAGCUUCUUUGGCAAGAAAAAAUAGAACACUUGUGAAACCAUCGAUGGGAGCUACAUAUGUCAAAAUUUCAAUGAACUGAAGCAGACAAAGUCCAGACAGGUCACACAAACACACUGCUCUCAGCGCAGGUCCCGGGGAAUUUGUCGACAGCUGCUGUAUGUGGCUUACAGAGAACUUUGUUUCCUUUCUUUCUUUAUGAUUCUCUCCCUCACCAGUUUUAUCUGUCAGUUUUUUCCUUCAACCAAUUCAUAUCUCACAUAAAGCCACACCAAACAAGGAAAGCCUUUAUCCUUAAGUUCAGCCAACUAGCAGACCUCAUUCGUAACUGAUGUGGCUUGCAUCAGUCAGGUCCAGUUCAAAUCCACCCUAAACGGUUCUCUUUCAGCAUAAAUAUAUAUUCUGUUGUGAGUCAGUGAGACUUAACUAGCUGAGCCGUUCGGUGUUGCUGAUAAAUGGAUGGGUGAUGCUUUCCGCUGUGGUGCUCUGUGGUUUUCUUUCUCCUCUUAACAAUCUCUCUGUUUGGAAAGGAUCCCAUCAGUCUCUCUUUCUGUUCUUGGUAUUGUUGUUAUUAACCUGACGAUAUUAUUGCUGUUAUUAUAAUUAUUUAUCUUUUUGCUAUUGCUGGUUUGAAACACAGACUAAUUAAUUUGACAGUAGAUAAUCUUGAUUCAUGUUGUGGAGAGAAACAAAUUUGGUUCAACUAGUGGAGAAUGUUGGGCUUGCCCUUUGUAUGUAUUAUUAUUAUUAUUAUUAUUAUUAAUUUUUUAGGAAUGACAGUUUAUGAGGUGUUUUGAGACAAAAUAAAGCUCUUUAAAUUUUA